AUGUUCAUGCCGCUGAACGCAGUGUGUGGCGACUGCGGACGUUCGUUCACAAGCCUUCAGGCCCGUCAGCAACACAUGAAUGCCCUCGGUCACCGGUCCCCCGAGUACGAAUGCGACACGUGUGACCGUUAUUUCGACAGCUGGGAGGAUGCAGCCCAACACAUGAACAUGCAGGGCCACUGGGGGGACCAGUUCCUCCGCUCUACAGAAAAUCUGGUGCAUGUCCCAAUGCCCCCGUUGAUCGCCAACUUUUGUAUCGAGCCAUUGCCAGAGAGCGAGACAUGUGGAGCGAUGCGCUUUGAUGACGUUCAACGACACGCCCAAGCCAUGAUGAACCCCGACCGGCUUCUCAACUAUUAUUAG
This is a messenger RNA of Verticillium dahliae VdLs.17, 363 nucleotides long. RefSeq lists its product as uncharacterized. The transcript has 3 exons. Lineage: Eukaryota; Fungi; Ascomycota; Sordariomycetes; Glomerellales; Plectosphaerellaceae. The record is from RefSeq and is a predicted model, not a curated record. Bases 1 to 363 code for a protein of 120 amino acids.